Messenger RNA from Penicillium canescens, 1824 nucleotides. Its product is annotated as RNA polymerase-associated protein. The transcript has 4 exons. The coding region runs from base 1 to 1824 and encodes 607 amino acids. The record is from RefSeq and is a predicted model, not a curated record. Gene Ontology annotation, molecular function: DNA binding; RNA polymerase II C-terminal domain phosphoserine binding. Lineage: Eukaryota; Fungi; Ascomycota; Eurotiomycetes; Eurotiales; Aspergillaceae. Gene Ontology annotation, cellular component: Cdc73/Paf1 complex.
AUGGCGGACGAUCUGGAUGCUGAGUUGCUCGCUUUGGCGGGUGACUCUGAGGAGGAAACCUCACCACCAUCCAAAUCGCCGGCGCACUCUGCUUCCUCACAUGCCGACAGAGAUCAUUCACCGGCAGCCAUGGGUCGCAAAGGAACUGCUAAGCCGGUUCCCCGCCGGGCUCGGAAGCCCGUGAAGGAUGAAUCCGAAGGCGAAGUUUCCGAAACUGGCUCCCGUCACUCUCUCCAGUCUGCCCCCAUGUCCGAGUCAGACUCGGAGUCCGAGAAAUCCGACCAAGAUGAUGAGGAUCGCCCCAUUUUCCCGUACGACAAGCUGUACUACUCGGCACAGGAUAAGAAGGACAUCAUGGCCAUGCCCGAAAUCCAGCGCGAGGAAACCUUGUCUGAGCGCGCCCAACAAGUUGAUCGCCACAACCAGGACCUUGCUCUCCGACGCCUGCUAGCAUCCCGAUCCCGCGAGGAAGCCCGGGCUGCUAAGAAAGCCAAGCGAAAGGCUGGUUCCGCCGGUUUGGAUGACUCCCAGCGCAAGAGCUCUCGCCAGAAGACCACUCUUGGUGGCCGCAAGGUUGGAGAAACUUCUGGAGCCAUUGAGGCUUACAAGCGUCAGCGUGAACAGAAGGGCAAGCGGGAUGAACUCCGCCGCCGUGAUCCCACCCAGUCUCGCCGUCGUUCCCGUUCCAUGGGAUCUGAAGUCUCUGAUGAAGAUGCUGAUGCUGAGAGUGAUCUUGAAUUGGACGAUCGUGUUGGUCGUUCUCCCUCCCUGCCAAAGGACGACCCACCUGCUGAGCUUCGUGAUAUUCAACGUGCUCGUGUUGGUCGCAGCAACUUUGCUCAGGUCUGCUUCUACCCUGGAUUUGAAAGUGCCAUGCAGGGCUGCUAUGCCCGCGUCAAUAUUGGCCCGAACGCAGAGACUGGCCAGAACGAAUAUCGCAUGUGCCUUAUCUCUGGCUUUGCCCAGGGCAAACCCUAUGCUAUUGAAGGAUCCAACGGUCGUCCUUUUGUCACAGAUCAGUAUGUCAAGCUGGCGCAUGGCAAGGCUGUAAAGGAAUUCCCUUUCAUUGCCUGCUCGGAUUCUCCUUUCACCGAGAACGAGUACAACCGUUACCGCAAGACUUUGGCUGCCGAGGACAUCAAGUUGGCUACGCAAGGAAAGCUGGCCUCUAAGGUCACUGACAUCAACCGCCUGAUCAACCACCAAUUCACUAAAGAUGAGUUGAACCAGAAGCUGCUUCGCCAGGGUGCAUUCGACCAGAAAUGGAACAUCCUCAAGCGUGCUGAUAUUGAACGCGACUUGAAGUUCGCCAAAGCCAAUGGAAACAUCGAAGAUGCUGAGCGGCUGGAGAAGGAAUUGGAUCAGAUCCUGAACCCUACCCUCUCCUGGGGAACGACUCUCACCAAGAAAGAGAUCGACCAGAAGCCGAUGGAAGCCGAGCGUGUCCACCAGAUCAACAUCCGUAACCAAAAGCUCAACUAUGAGAACGUGCGUCGUGCUCAGAUUGAGGAGCGCAAGGCCGCUCGCAAGUCCGCAGCAGCUGUCGCUCGCGGUGAAGCCGCCGCCGAUCCGUUCAUGCGUGUGCGAACAGUGGCUAAGACCCAUCACGACGUCAGUGGACCCAGCCAACCUGUUCCUAUUACCGAUGUUACUCCUGUCGAUGGGCCCAAGGAUACUCUCAAGCCCAGCAACGGCAGUUCUGCAGUUGGUACACCUUCCGGAAUCACCCCCAAGAAGUCCAAGAGUGGUUUCAUGAUCAGUCACCGCAACAACGAUGAUGAGAACAUCGCGGCCCUCGAUAUGGACAUCGACAUUGAGAUCUGA